Molecule: messenger RNA, 5389 nt
Organism: Astyanax mexicanus (Mexican tetra)
Lineage: Eukaryota; Metazoa; Chordata; Actinopteri; Characiformes; Acestrorhamphidae
Gene: grm1b
Product: glutamate receptor, metabotropic 1b
Exons: 9
Coding region: 313-3831 (1172 amino acids)
Biological process (GO): regulation of synaptic transmission, glutamatergic; G protein-coupled glutamate receptor signaling pathway
Cellular component (GO): postsynaptic density membrane
Molecular function (GO): adenylate cyclase inhibiting G protein-coupled glutamate receptor activity; G protein-coupled receptor activity involved in regulation of postsynaptic membrane potential
Source: RefSeq, a predicted model, not a curated record
UCUGUAAAUUGGCUCUGAGUGUGUUUCAGUGGGACCCACACUGCGGCUGAUGUGACCCGUUUUCAGAUGCAGUGAUGAGAGGAGCAGGAGGGGGGCAUCGCGCAGUGAAGAGUGAGCUGCAGUUUGGGACGGGAAGGUUUGAGGAGAGAGACGAGAUGACUUAAUCUCCUGCUUCAGGAAACAUAAUGAUCAUUACCUUAGUUUCCAAGAUGGCAAUGGUUGAUACGUUGGACACAGCAGAUACCUCCAUCGCUUUUUCUCACCAGCAGGCUUGCCUACAGAUAUGAUUCAGCAAUACAAGCAUUUAAGACCAUGUGGAGUAUGCCGACAAUGUAUUUAAAGGCCACUUUAGUCCUGUCGCUGUUCUUGCUGUCUGCAUUGGCCAGUAAUAUCUAUGAGAGAUCAGUGGUUCCCAGAGCUGCGUCUCGUUCGGUGGCCCGAAUGGACGGUGAUAUAAUUAUUGGAGCCCUGUUUUCUGUCCAUCAUCAACCGUCUACAGAGAACGUGGCAGAGAGAACGUGCGGAGAGGUCAGAGAGCAGUAUGGCAUUCAAAGGGUGGAGGCGAUGUUCCACACGCUGGACAGAAUCAACUCAGACCCCAACCUUCUACCCAACAUCACCCUGGGCUGCGAGAUCAGGGACUCUUGCUGGCAUUCCUCAGUGGCUCUGGAGCAAAGUAUUGAGUUCAUAAGGGACUCUCUCAUUUCGAUCCGGGAUGAGAAGGAAGGAACAAAGUGGUGCAUUGAUGGAACUCCAUCCAGCCAGCCACCUGCCACUAAGAAACCCAUUGCAGGUGUGAUUGGACCUGGCUCCAGUUCAGUGGCCAUCCAGGUUCAAAACCUGUUGCAGCUCUUCAACAUCCCCCAGAUUGCCUACUCCGCCACAAGCAUUGAUCUGAGUGAUAAAACCCUCUAUAAAUACUUUCUCAGGGUUGUGCCUUCAGAUACUCUUCAAGCCAGGGCCCUCUUGGACAUUGUUAAACGGUAUAACUGGACUUAUGUUUCAGCUGUGCACACUGAAGGAAACUACGGGGAGAGUGGUAUGGAGGCAUUUAAAGAGCUGGCAGCUCAGGAGGGUCUGUGCAUUGCCCAUUCUGACAAGAUCUACAGCAAUGCUGGAGAGAAGCACUUUGACAGGCUGCUGAGGAAGUUAAGGGAGCGUCUGCCUAAAGCCCGUGUGGUGGUGUGUUUCUGCGAGGGCAUGACGGUGCGCAGCCUACUUAUGGCUAUGAGAAGAUUGGGUGUGGCUGGAGAAUUCCUCCUUAUUGGAAGUGAUGGCUGGGCAGACAGAGACGAGGUGGUGGAAGGCUAUGAACAGGAAGCUGUAGGAGGCAUCACUAUGAAGCUUCAGACUGAGGAGGUCACGUCUUUUGAUGAUUACUUUCUGAAGCUGCGUCUCGACACAAACACAAGGAAUCCAUGGUUUGCUGAGUUCUGGCAACAUCGCUUCCAGUGCCGCCUCCCUGGACACCCUCAGGAAAACACAAACUACAGGAAGAACUGCUCAGGUUAUGAAAGUCUGGAGGACAACUAUGUGCAAGACAGUAAGAUGGGUUUCGUCAUAAAUGCCAUCUAUGCCAUGGCUCACGGCCUUCACGAUAUGCACCAGCACCUUUGCCCUGGCUAUUUGGGCCUGUGUGAGGCCAUGGAUCCCAUCGAUGGCAGUAAACUACUGGAUUUCCUGCUCAGGACCUCCUUCGCUGGCGUGUCUGGAGAAGACGUGUGGUUUGACGAGAAUGGAGAUUCACCUGGCAGGUACGAUAUAAUGAACCUGCAGUUUGUGGAGCCUGGUGUGUAUGACUACAUUAACGUGGGCUCCUGGCAUGAGGGCGUGCUGAGCAUUGAUGAUUAUAUGAUCCAGAUGAACCGCAGUGAGAUGGUCCGCUCUGUCUGCAGUGAGCCCUGUUCUAAAGGGGAGAUCAAGGUGAUCAGAAAAGGAGAAGUAAGCUGCUGCUGGAUCUGCACUGCCUGUAAGGACAAUGAGUACGUUCAGGACGAGUUCACCUGCAAGGCGUGUGAGCUGGGCUGGUGGCCUGAUGAAGAGCUACAUGGCUGCGAACCUAUUCCCCUGCGCUAUCUGGAGUGGGGUCACCCUGAAUCCAUUGCAGCAGUGGUCUUCUCCUGCCUGGGCAUCCUGGUGACCAGUUUUGUCACUUUCGUCUUCAUCCUGUACAGAGACACUCCUGUGGUCAAGUCCUCCAGCCGAGAGCUCUGCUACAUCAUCCUGGCUGGGAUCUUCCUGGGUUACAUCUGCCCCUUCACCCUCAUAGCCCGACCCUCAUUGGCCUCUUGCUAUCUGCAGCGCCUCCUAGUUGGGCUCUCGGCCUCCAUGUGCUACUCAGCGUUGGUCACGAAGACCAACCGCAUCGCCCGCAUCCUGGCAGGCAGCAAGAAGAAAAUCUGCACGCGAAAACCACGCUUCAUGAGCGCCUGGGCUCAAGUGGUCAUCGCCUUCAUCCUCAUAAGCGUGCAGCUGACACUGGAGAUCACGCUCAUCAUCCUGGAACCGCCAGAGCCCAUCAAGUCUUACCCCAGCAUUAGAGAAGUCUUCCUGAUCUGCAACACGAGCAACAUGGGCAUGGUGGCUCCGCUAGGCUACAACGGCCUACUCAUCCUCAGCUGCACCUAUUACGCCUUCAAAACCCGCAAUGUUCCAGCCAAUUUCAACGAAGCCAAAUACAUCGCCUUCACCAUGUACACCACCUGCAUCAUCUGGCUGGCUUUUGUACCCAUAUACUUCGGCUCGAACUACAAAAUAAUAACCACCUCCUUCUCAGUCAGCCUGAGUGUGACCGUGGCUCUUGGAUGCAUGUUCACUCCCAAGAUGUACAUCAUCAUCGCUAAGCCAGAACGCAACGUGCGCAGCGCCUUCACCACCUCCGAUGUGGUGCGCAUGCACGUGGGUGACGGCAAGAUUGCCUGCCGGAGCAACAGCCUGCUCAACAUGUUCAAGCGCAAAAAGAACGCACCAGGAAAUGCAAAUUCUAAUGGAAAGUCUGUGUCAUGGUCUGAACCAGGUUCAAGACAUCCUCCGAAAGGAGAACACAUGUGGCACAGACUGUCUGUGCAUGUGAAGAGACAAGAGGCCGGCUCCAAUCAGACGGCUGUCAUCAAACCUCUAACUAAUACCUACAAUAACUCAGGCCUGGAGUUUUCAGACCUGAGCACCAAGACUCUGUACAAUGUCGCUGAGGAGGACGAGGGGGAGCCGAUCAGGUACAACCCCCCGGUCAGCCCUGCUCUGAUUGCUCACAGGCAGUCGCCGGUCUGCGAGUCCAUGAAGGAAGUGGCCAUAGAGCAGGACUUUUAUAAACCUGAGCUGCAGCCUCAGCAACAUGUUAUUGCAGACCACCUCCAAGAGGUGGCGAGCCAGUUUGGCGCCAGUGUGACUGACCUGGACGACAUCAUUAGCUUGCCUGAGCCGGACAGUGUGUUCAGGCCUCCGUAUCAGCCCCUUAUCCUGCAGACCCAGCCCUCGCCCAUGCUCAUACAGCUGGGCACCUACUCUAAGGAGCCCAUCUCCCCACUGGAGGAGGAGAUGGAAAUGGAGAUGGAAAUGGAGAUGGAGAAUGAGAACGAGCAGUUCGGUCUCCUCCAUGGCUACAUGUACGACAAUGCACAAAUCCACGAUGAAGAGGAGCUGGUGCAAAUCAAGCUAUCCAUGGAGGAUUCACUAGCUCUCAUGCCACCCUCGCCUUUCCGGGACCCUUUUGGCUCUCGAAGGCACAUCCCCAACUCCCCUGUGUCUGAAUCCAUUCUGUGCACCCCACCCAGUGUAACAUACGCAUCUGUUAUCCUGAGAGACUACAAACAAAGCUCCUCUACUCUGUAAAGGAGCUUUCUUAAAGCAAAAAAAAAGAAAAUGGCAUCCCAGUAUCAUUCCAUAUGAAAUCAAACGGGAAAAGCAGCUUCACAGCUUGAACAAGCACACCCGAGCUCGAGCACAUUUGGAAGAAAAGGGAUUUUCUCAGCAUUUAAUCACUUUACUGGGCUGAAGAAUUUUACAUCAUUCACUUUUGUCAGAAUUGAUCAAAAAGACUUUCAUGAAUUUACAACAUUGUAGCUGUACAUGGUCUUAAUUAUUCUUCAUGAAACUCUAGAUAGUAGAAUUUGUGAAUGUGAUUUCUACUAUUAAUAUAACAUUUUAAAGUUCAAUAUUAAAACACAGUUUGCAAUAAGAAAAAGUACCAGUAUUAGAUAUGUUGCCAUCAUACCUUAAGGCAGCAUAGUUAUCCUCGUUUGAAUAUUUUAACAUCCACAUAUGCAGUAAUGUAAGUGCAAAUAAAAAGUAUGUUGUAUGUAUAAAGUUGAUCUAUAUUUAUAUAGCAGAUGCCUGUUAAAAUAUAGCAAAAAAACAGAUUAUGUUUAAGUGCCAAUGUCAGUGCUAUGACGUCAUCAUGUGUCAAGGUUACAUGUUUACAACAUAAUGACUGUCCUGUACAGAUUAACUUUGGAUGUUUUAUUUAUUUAUAAUUAUUUAUAAGUGCGAAAUCCAGCCUGACAUAUGUUUUCAUUUUAGACAAAUUCUGACAGUGUCAAACAUUGUCUUGCAUUUCUUGUUUGCUUCUUAUUUCUUAUUUUUUUCUAAAAACUAUUAUAAGCAACUGUUUUAUCACAGAAGUUAUCUGCUGUUGAGUGUUUGACUGUGUUAUAUUAAGUGAUAUAUUUAAGUAAUAUAGUAUUUAAGGAAGCACUUCUGCUCAGCAGUGUCACCGACGGCAGUUUCUCCAGAAUGUAGCUUAAAUCAAAAAUAUAUGGUAAAUACUCAGCAUCAGCAGCAUGACUGGUGUUUUAGAGCAUAGGCAGAAAUAACAUUUGAGUUAUAACCUUUUAAGUUGUACUCAAGAUGAAUAUACCUGUUUUAAAGUGUUAAGUGAAUAUAGAAUUUUGUCUUGUAUUUGGGUCAAUUUUAGAAAGAUAUUUAUUGAUUAUUAUUGGUGUUUAAUAACAGAUUAUUUUCUGUUUCAGUGCAAUAUUCUCAGAAUUUCAGCAGCUUUUAAUAGGCUAGACUUUAUAGCUUAGCUGUAACAAAGAGCUGUUGUUCUACUGUAUCAAAUUGCCCUGUGUUAAAUCAACAAUGUUAGUGUUAUAUUUUAAGACUCACAGUGGUAAUUUAACACUCAGUGAUGAUUUAACACUGGACAGUUUCAUGUGAACUAUUACUAUGGAUGUAUGGGUUUAGAAAAAAUAACUCUAAAGCUUCUUAUGUUAGCUCAUAACCCAUAAACCCAGUUUGGAAAUAGGAUAGUACCAUCUGUUCCUUCUGUCCUAACUUUUUUGCUGCCUAUUACAAUGUAGAUAUAUUGUAUUAAGCUACAAUAUACUUUGUAUUUCUUCUAAUAGUUAACAUUAGUUUGGACACGUUUAGAAUUAUGUUUUUCUUAGUUCUG